AUGGAAUAGUUUGGUAGAUAUUUUUUACUCGAAAAUUUUGUUUCAGAAGAAAAAAAAGCAUUAUUUGAAUCUUGUGUGGAGGAUUUAAGAAAUAUUAAUCCGGCAGUUUAACAGGACAUUGAAGAUACAAUAAUUUGCUAUGGUUUUACCCCUGAUAAAAAUAGAAAUGAUCCUGCCAUAAAAGAGGCUAAAGAAAAGCUUUAUGAGUUAAAUAUUUAUGACAAUUCAGACUAUAAUGUUAAAUUUGUAAGACCUCCUGAAUUAUGGAAUUAUCCAGAAGCAGUAUAAAAACAUAAAUUUAGAUCUAUUGCUAAACCUAAAGAUUGUUAUUUAGAUGGAAGAAUUGAAGCUUUAGAUGAAAAACUUAACUAAUUAAAAGAACAUUUAAUAUCUUUUAAGCCUUAAAAUUGGAGAGAAUUUGUAUUAAGAAUAGUUGAUGUUUUUAAAGAUUAAUAUAAUAAAGAAGUUUCAGCAGAUUGA
This is a messenger RNA of Ichthyophthirius multifiliis, 480 nucleotides long. RefSeq lists its product as hypothetical. The transcript has a single exon. The record is from RefSeq and is a predicted model, not a curated record. NCBI's taxonomy places the organism in Eukaryota, Ciliophora, Oligohymenophorea, Hymenostomatida.